AUGAGACGGCUACUAAAUGUGGAUCAGGCACUGAAACUCUUUUUUGAGUUGGAAGAAAAUGCGGAGCCAGACUCUGAGCCGGAGAGUGACGAGUGUGACGAUGAAGUGGACGAUCCACUUUUUGUUCUAGAAGAGGUAAAGAGAGAAGGAGAGGAGGAGCAGCCUCUGACAUCUAAACAGAGUGUUAGUAGGAGGUCUGCAGAGAGACAGGGAAGGCGUGACAUGCCCACCAGGUCCAGAUCUCCACUGCCUCAGGCAGCGGAGCCACAUCUCAGCUCUGAGCCCUGGAAGACAGAGGGGGAUGCUGACAUUACCCCAGAAUGUAGCAGGUUUCAGCCACGGAAAACACCAGGAGUCCAGAUAGAGACACUUUGCCCCCAAAGCCCCAAAGAUCUUUUCAUAUUGUUUUUUGCUACUGACACAGUCAGUACAAUUUGUGCAAACACAAACAAAAAUGCUACAAAAAAUCAGCAUUUAGGCAAAAAAUACAAAUGGACUGAUGUAGAGACAGAACAUCUCUAUCAGUUUUUUGGCCUCCUGAUUUACAUGUCACUUGUGUCACUUCCAAGUCUCAGAGAUUACUGGAGGCAAAAUCAUAUCUUGUCUGUGCCCCUUCCAUCCAAAGUGAUGACGAGAGACAGGUUCCGCAGCAUAUUUUGGAACAUCCACCUUAGUGAUCCUGAGGAGGAUCUAAAAAAUGAUGCAAAGAAGGGAACACCAGGCCAUGACAAGCUUUUUAGAAUCAGGCCUCUAUAUGAUGAGAUCCUCAGUGCCUGCCAGGCGUAUUACCACCCAAGGAGGGAGUUGUCAGUAGAUGAAAGGAUGGUGGCAACCAAAACAAAAACUGGGAUGACACAAUAUAUGAAAGACAAACCGACUAAAUGGGGGAUGAAAAUGUUUAUAUUGGCUGAAUCAAGAAGUGGCUACACCAUCAGCUUUACCAUAUACACUGGCAAGAAUCAAACUGCAAGUGAGCAUGGGCUGGCCUAUGAUGUGGUGAUGAAUCUUAUUCAGCCUUCCUGUCUUGGCACUGGGUACCAUAUCUACAUGGACAAUUUUUAUACAAGUCCCAGACUGUUCCUGGACCUGACAAGCAUGAGAUUUGGUGCAUGUGGCACCUACAGGGAAAACAGAAAAGGGUGUCCCAAAGACAGGGCAAAUGCUCUGAACAGAAAAUGCCCAAGGGGAUCUGUGAGAUGGAUCAGAGAGGGCCCACUUGUUUUUGUGAAGUGGAUGGACACACGGAAGGUGUCUGUGUGCUCCACCAUCCAUCCUGCAUUUUCAGGGGAGACGGUGAAGAGAAAGGUGAAGGAUAGAGAUGGACACUGGGCUACGAGAGAAAUCCCCUGUCCCACACCAAUCAAGGCAUAUAACAAAAACAUGGGUGGGGUUGACCUGUCUGACCAGCUCAUUCAGUAUUAUUCCACUCACAUGUUGCUGCAUUUUUUGGACAUUGCGACCACAAAUGCAUUCAUCAUGCAUCGUGAGAUGUGCAGUGCCAAGCAGGUUCAGCCCAUGGCACACAAAGAUUUCAUGGUGGAGCUGGUGUGUCAGCUUUGUGGCAUGGACAAGACAGGUGUUCCCCACAGCAGGAGAGCUGAACACAUUCCUGUUCCCAUUCUCACAGACACAGAUGCUGCCCAGAAAGCCACUAAAGGCAGACUCAAAUGUAAGCGCUGUCUCCAGGAAGACAACAGGAGGAGUGACACACCUUGGAAGUGUCAAGCCUGUGGUGUUCCCCUGUGUCUUGUGGUGGACAGGAACUGUUUUCUUGAAUGGCACAAAUGA
Messenger RNA from Pelmatolapia mariae (spotted tilapia), 1788 nucleotides. RefSeq names its product piggyBac transposable element-derived protein 4-like. NCBI's taxonomy places the organism in Eukaryota, Metazoa, Chordata, Actinopteri, Cichliformes, Cichlidae. Bases 1 to 1788 code for a protein of 595 amino acids. The transcript has a single exon. The record is from RefSeq and is a predicted model, not a curated record.